Messenger RNA from Tachysurus vachellii, 1827 nucleotides. Its product is annotated as charged multivesicular body protein 4b-like. Lineage: Eukaryota; Metazoa; Chordata; Actinopteri; Siluriformes; Bagridae. The transcript has 5 exons. Bases 120 to 785 code for a protein of 221 amino acids. Gene Ontology annotation, cellular component: ESCRT III complex; multivesicular body; cytoplasmic side of plasma membrane. Gene Ontology annotation, biological process: vesicle budding from membrane; late endosome to vacuole transport via multivesicular body sorting pathway. The record is from RefSeq and is a predicted model, not a curated record.
CUGAAGGCGGAAGUUCAAGCAUCAACAAGCCCUCCGUCAGUUUUUUUUUUAGGAGACCCAGACGGACGUGAACGUUGUUGAGAUUUAUUUGUGUGUUUAAACAGAAAACUUUAGCUACCAUGGCUUUGUUUGCGAAAAUAUUCGGGAGCGGUGGGAAAGGAGACAAAGCCCCGAGUCCUCAAGAUGCGAUCCAGAAACUGCGCGAGACGGAAGAUAUGUUGUCGAAGAAGCAGGAUUUUUUGGAAAAGAAGAUUGAGAUGGAAUUGAUAACGGCGAAGAAGAACGGAACGAAAAACAAACGAGCUGCACUCCAGGCCCUGAAGAGGAAGAAGCGUUAUGAAAAGCAGCUGGCUCAGAUCGACGGCACUCUGUCCACCAUCGAGUAUCAACGAGAAGCUUUGGAAAACGCCAACACGAACACAGAAGUACUCAAGAACAUGGGCUUAGCCGCCAAGGCCAUGAAGAACGCUCACCAGAACAUGGAUAUUGACAAAGUGGAUGAGCUCAUGCAGGAUAUCACAGAACAGCAGGAGCUGGCACAGGAGAUCUCGGAUGCUAUUUCAAAACCAGUUGGCUUUGGAGAAGAGUUUGACGAGGAUGAAUUGCUCGCUGAACUGGAAGAGUUGGAACAGGAGGAACUGGACAAUACAUUGCUGGAAAUUGGUGGCACUCAGAACGUCUCACUGCCCAGCGUGCCUGCAACCUCAUUACCUUCCCAACCAGCCAAGAGCAGAAAGGAAGAGGAUGACGAUGAUAUGGAGGAACUGAAGGCUUGGGCAAUGUGAACAAGACCAAACAUCCGGGUUGUCUAAUCACUCACUGUGGUGGACUGAUUUCCAGAGUCGACUUGAACACCUUCAGAGAGUUAACAUUGCAGAACCAAUUGUCUAGGGAAUUGUAGCUUCGAUUAAUGGCUUAGGUACGGAAACAAAAAAAACUGUCCGUGGGGAUUUUAAAGAGGCUAUGAAAGCAAAACAAUCAGACACUUUUUUUUUUUUUUUUUUUUUUUUUUUUUGUGAAAUGAUUCGGCUAAUGUUUGCUUACAGAUAUUUUGAUGUUCCUCUCCUAUUGUUGCUCAUUUUCCCUCUUGAAAUUCUAAUGUAAUCAUACCGAACCCACUUAAAGACAUCUACCUCUAUCUGUUUAUUAAACACUUACAACAAGUGGGAUCCACAAUGUCUGUCUGGGAAAGUAUCCUGAUCACACCAAUCCACACUUAACUUGUGUUUUCAUGGUGAUGACGAUGCUUGUGUAUAUACAAGUGUCACAUUUCUUUUGCAUGUGUGACUUGCGUUUUGAAACCUCUCCACUGACUCUCAUUAUACAGUAAUAGAUUUGGGUCUGAUAUUCUAAGCUUGAUCUGAGUGCUGUUGUUUUAGGAGUAUUAUUUAAACAUCCAGGGCUGUUUUUGAUCUAUAUAUUUUUUUUUGUUCUAAUUCAUUCAUCAUAGAUUCUUAUAUCAGAAAAAUAUAAUGUAGAAAUCCAUGCAAUUUGUUACAGCCCACAUUUUCUUCAUCAACGUCUCAACAAAUUGUUGUAUCUUACCUGCAACUAUCCUGCUGAAAUCUCAAAGCACGUCCGUCUGAUGUAUCACUGUUCGUUUGGGUGAAAGGGUUAUAAAGUUGGAAGCAAACUCUAAAGCUACUUUUUUUUUUUUUUUUUUUUUUUUUUUUUUUUUGGAAAAGAUCCCUAGGAAUACACCAACUUACUUUAUCUUUUGUAAAGAACCUUCGAUAUAACAGCAAGGUGUGUCAUGUGUACAUUUGUAUGUUUGAGAUUAUCCAGAUGAAACCUUUAUUUGAAAGAUCAUUAAACUGUUCGAUUCUU